Messenger RNA from Aspergillus calidoustus, 1104 nucleotides. Lineage: Eukaryota; Fungi; Ascomycota; Eurotiomycetes; Eurotiales; Aspergillaceae. The record is from the annotation of a GenBank genome assembly.
AUGUCCCUUUUCCGCAGAACUGCGUCCCGCGCAGCGCAAGCCUCGCCUGCUCGUGCUCACUACGUUCGCGGAUGCCGCCAAGGGAAAUUGACGGUCACUCCAUGCGCUAAACACGCGGCAAGGCGCGGCUUUGCUACCACACCAUCAUCUGCAUCGGCUGCGUACUCAAGAUGGGCUUUCCUUCUUGGUGCUGGCCUUGCAGUUAGCGGCGCAGCGACGUUUUUGUACACGAAACAAGAAACACCGACGAGCCUGGAAGCUGUUCAUGCACCGUCACAGGAGGAUUACCAGAAGGUGUACAAUGAAGUCGCCCGGUUGCUGGCCGAGAUGGACGAGUAUGACGAUGGGAGCUAUGGGCCGGUUGUCCUUCGUCUUUCGUGGCAUGCGAGCGGCACCUACGACAAGAACACUGGAACCGGUGGCAGUAACGGUGCAACGAUGAGGUUCGCGCCAGAGUCCAAUCACGGCGCCAACCUGGGUUUGGUCAAUGCACGCGACUUCUUAGAGCCAGUAAAGAAAAUGUUCCCCUGGAUCAGCUACUCCGACCUCUGGACCCUGGCCGGCGUCACAGCAGUGCAGGAACUCGGCGGACCCACGGUCCCAUGGCGCCCAGGACGACAUGACGCUGAUAGCAAAGCCUGCACGCCGGACGGUCGUCUACCAAACGCCGCAAAAGGCCCUUCGCACCUCCGUGACAUCUUUUACCGGAUGGGCUUUGACGAUCGCGAGAUUGUAGCGCUUAGUGGUGCGCAUGCACUGGGCCGCGCGCAUACCGAUCGAACCGGAUACGAGGGGCCAUGGGACUUUAGUCCGACCGUUUUCACCAACGAGUUUUUCCGGCUACUGGUUGAGGAGGACUGGCUGCAGAGAGAAUGGGAGGGGCCGCUUCAAUAUACAGAUAAGACUACGAAGACGCUCAUGAUGCUGCCGACUGAUAUGGCGCUGGUUGAAGAUGCGGGGUUUAGGCCGCAUGUUGAGCGAUAUGCGAAGGAUAGUGAUGUCUUUUUUCAGGAAUUUGCAGACGCCUAUGUGAAGCUACUGGAGCUGGGCGUCCCCUUCAAGGGGGAUGGGAGUGAGCGCUGGGUGUUUGAGAGAUCGGACUAG